AUGGCUACAAGUCCCAAAAAGAAAUCUCGCAGACAUUUUUUACAAAAAAGAUAUUAUCCUCAGAUAAUUGAUCUAUAUGGCUUGCCAAGAGCAUAUAGCACACGAUCCGUGGAAAGAGCCAUUGGUGAGUACUCCAGGUCUAUCAAGAGUAACUCCCAACAUGUAGCAGAACUGACAACCGUUGCAAACACAAAAACUCUACCAGCUAACCUUCUAGUUUACAGUGAAUAUACCAAUGGGUGGCCUGUUACAGAAGGAGGUAAUCCUGCCAAUGCUGAGUGUGAGAUUGAGUUCUGGGGACCUUUGAAGAAUUUAACAAUUUUUGAUAGCUUUGAAGAUAGAUCUCAUCUUUCAUUGCUUCUUAAAACGUUUUAUGAUUUGAAGGGGGAAGAAUGCAGUAUGCUUGAGCCUUCCAUAAAGACAAGCCGCAAGGCCUAUCUUAAUGGUUGUGUUAUUGAUGCUGCAUUCAACCAAAGUUCUACAAGAGAGGCAUGUCAUGUUCAUGUGCAGCUACAAGUGGACAUGAACUCCAGAAGAUCCUACUCUUACCAUCCAGGAUAUAAGCAUUUCUUCGGAAAGGUGUGUGCAUUUGAAAAAUGGAUUGCCUAUUACAUCUGUAUGAUUCAUGCCAGUGACAUUGUAGAGUUGGUUGGCUUGGUGCCAUCAAAUGUCAAUGGUAGUCAUUACAUCAUUUGGUCUAGCCUUAAACGUGGCCCAAAAUUGGCACUUGGUGCCUUAAGUGAUAUAUAA
Molecule: messenger RNA, 750 nt
Organism: Phycomyces blakesleeanus NRRL 1555(-)
Lineage: Eukaryota; Fungi; Mucoromycota; Mucoromycetes; Mucorales; Phycomycetaceae
Exons: 5
Coding region: 1-750 (249 amino acids)
Source: RefSeq, a predicted model, not a curated record